AUGAGCCAGGCUGACAAGGAUGCUGCUAAGAAGGGCCGUGGAAAGGGCAGCAAGCCAGCUGAUGUGGAUCGUCCUCUGUACGUUGAGAAGCUGGUCUGCUGGUUCCGUGACACUGUCAUGCCUUGUGGUGGUCCGGACCGCUAUCUGCAGAAGCGCUACAGCUCCCAGGCUCUGAAGCAAGAGUUCGCCGCGUACCUGGAUGAGCGCUAUCCUCCAGAGCUGACCUACGCCGCAGGCCUGGAGAAUCCCGGAGGUGUGCUGUUGCGGCCAUGGAUGUUGGGUUUCCGAACCGACUUCGGAUUGCCGGGGCUCAUGGAGCCUGAAGACACAGAGCGCCUCCUGGAGUUGAUUGCCACAGAGACGUUCCGCACGGACAGCGACAUCCCGGGCGUUGAAAAGCUUGCUGUUGUGGCCCCUGGCAAGGCGUUCUUGGAUUUUGCCUGGAAGCCGCUGGAUGCAAUCUCUGAUGCACACAGCGCGGACCUUUUUCGUUCCCAGAGUUGCAUGCUGCGCCCAUUUAGCGUCGCUUACGUCAAGGGAUAUCGCAGAAGCCUGACGAUGCUGAUCGUGGUGCAGGGUAUCCGAGAACUGGGUAUCGAGCCUCACGAGCUUCCGUAUGGCUUCAAGGACUUGUGGGACAUAAGAAUGUUCAUUCAAAAGUUGUUUUCUCCUCUGUUGCAGAAAAGCAUCGCCACGAUCUAUGGCACGGUUGGCCGCUUCUCCUCCGUCAAGGACCAGGUGCUGGCAUCCCGAGGUCGGCAGACGAAGGUCUUGGAGCGGGCGAACUCGGCCGAUGCCGCUUCUGUGGAUUGGGAGAAUGCAAGUGCGGUGGCCAGAGCGUUUAGCAUAGGCAAGAAUGAGGCUGGCGCCAUGGCGUGCUUGAAGUUGCAUGUUUCGGACCCGAUUGUCGCCAACCUCACUGAAGCAGUCCGUCUGCGAGGGAUGCGGCAGUUCAUCAGUCACGAGCCGAUAGCUCGUGGGGUCUUCAAUCGAGGGUUCACCAGCGGGCGGGACAAGUUCGAGUCAUGGAAUGUCCAGCUGACCAAUGGCGACGACGAUGUGUUGGUCAGUUUGUUCUUGGAACGAAUCACGGCCGACUUCGACAGAUCCCCAGCCUCCUUCAGGAAGGCGCUCGGCUUCAAGGAUGCCUCCUUGCUGCAUGCGCUCGCGGGCGGCUUCAUUCAUUUCAGAGGUCUGAUGGAAAAGGCGGUGCCGAGCACGGACUUCCAAACCAUGGCGCAGCGAAUGAAGGAGCAGUUCUUGGCAGGAGGCCUCGACCCAGAAAUAGAGCACGCCUUGACAGCCACUGUCCCUCCUGGCGACCUCAAAUCCCUGUCGAUGUGUAGGCAGCUCUUGGAGGCGGUUCAACAUCGCGCAUGGCUUGAGAACGAGAAGCAUGAGGAAGAGCUUGCAAGAAAGGUUGCGGAAGCUACGCUUGCACAGGUGAGCAGCAAGAUCAAAGCCGAUUUGGAGCAGCUGAAGGCGCGCGCCCUCGACAAGAGCCAGGAGGCUGUGCAGGCGGCCAAAGACGUCAAGGUCGUGCUCGUCACCAUGGAUGCUACUGUCUGGCCAGCAGACAUCAAGUAUGUCACCAAUUGUGUCGAAGUUUUGCGCCAGAUCCUGAACACAAACCUUCAGAGUCUUGGGCAUGUGCAGAUGCCAGUGGUGCAGGCACAAACCUCAGUGAAUGCUCAGCUGAAACACAAAAGGCUCUUCGAAGACAACCUGCUGACGCGGGACCUGGACCUCAGCCACUCUGUUACCAUGGCCUUCAAGAAGGAAGCUGAGCAUCGGCAGGACAAGCGCAACGGCACCCAGCACGCCUAUGCUGUGCACUCCGGCCACAUGAGGUUCUCGCAGAGCUUGUGGGCCAGCUCAGACGCGGUCGCCCGUGGGUUCAUCGACAAUUUGCCUUUGAUCAAGGUUUCUGACAUGAUCGGGUACGAUGCCGACAAUCGACCUGGCGCUGCAGCAAGAGCUGAGCAGUUCCUCGGCCUAUCUAGUGUUGUUCUUCAUGUUCUGAUGUGCGUGCAGGAAACUUCAGGAAGUAGUCAUCCCAGAUGA
Messenger RNA from Symbiodinium pilosum, 2064 nucleotides. The record is from the annotation of a GenBank genome assembly. NCBI's taxonomy places the organism in Eukaryota, Dinophyceae, Suessiales, Symbiodiniaceae.